GCACCUCACCCUCUCACCCACCCACCGCGAGCUACCCCGAAAAAGAAACCCACCACACGCCACUCCUCUCCCUCCCCGCGCAGUGAACCCUAGCGCUCUCACCCUCUCAGCCCCGCACUUCCUCCUUCAGGAUCUCGAUGCGCCGCCGCCCAACCCCACUCCCUCCCUCUGGAUCUCGACGCGCCGCCGCCCCCAACCCACUCCCUCCCACGUUGUCCACCGGCGUUCCCCUCACACUCUCACCGCUCAGCCCCUCGGUGGCGGCACCCUCCCCAUCAUGAUCCCCGCUUUCCCUCAAGCGUCGCCUCUCCUUCUCGCUAUCCCCCAACCCCGGCAGUGACCUCGUUUCCCUCAACAGCCAGAUCCCGCUCACGCUCACAUCGGGCUCCUCAUCGUCCUCCUCGACCUGCUCCACCCGCCCGCGCUCCUCUCCAACUUCCUCCGUGCCGGGGUCCACCACGCCUCCACACAUAGCCUCCUCAACUAGGCCAGGGGCUUCCACUUCCAAUUCCGCACACAGCAGCAACUCCUCAUCCUUCCCCAAUGCUUCCGCCUCCGAUCGAUCCCACCAGAGCACCACCACCCGCCGACGCCGCCGCGCGGACCGGAGCAGAGCGCCGAUGGAGGUGGUGAAGAGCCUCCUGAAGCCGAAGCCGACACCACGGCAGCAGCUGCACGAGUGGCAGCGCCACCUCCGCAACGAGGGCCGCAACAUCGAGCACCAGAUCCGAGACGUGCAGAAGGAGGAGAAGAAGGUGGAGAAGGCCAUCCGAGACGCCGCCAAGGCGCUGCCAAGGAGCUCUACAAGAACAAGGCCCGGCUCAACUCCAUCUCCAUGCUCCUCGGCAAGAUCAUCGGAUGUUGCGACCGAUGGCCUGAAUAGCAAGAUCCACAUGAAGAUCUUGCUGAAGUGGAUGUGGGGCAGGAGGAUCAUCAAGCUCUCGUGCACGCAGCGAGGAGCUGCUCUUCGCCUCGCCUCGCCUCGCACAAGCGACGUCGUCAGUAAGACACGUGGUAUGGGAGCUGGGCGCAAGCUCAAGACCCACCGCAGGAACCAGAGUGAUGCUUUGGAUUUCAUUCAUGCAGCAGAGGACAAGGGCUUCAUGGCCAAACAAGGCGCAUGGUGCUCGCAAGCGACGAACGGAGGCUGUUCGACAUCGUCUACACAAACCACCAUUGUGAUCUCCUCCCUUUGCUAUGCUACAACCAUGCUCUGUUUCAUGUGUCAGUUAGGAUUUCGAUUUUUUUUUGCCGUGGUUGAGUCCUUGCCGACUGUUGCGUUGAUGAUCAAGUGCUGGUGCUUCAUUUGGCAAUUUGAUUUGCUGCUGGUAAUUAGUAGUAUUAGAGUGCCGUUGGUUUAUUAGGAUGUGGCUGAAACCAUUGGAUGGCCUUCCUGGACAUGUUCGAUUUUUUUUUGCCGUGGUUGAGUCCUUGCCGACUGUUGCGUUGAUGAUCAAGUGCUGGUGCUUCAUUUGGCAAUUUGAUUUGCUGUUGGUAAUUAGUAGUAUUAGAGUGCCGUUGGUUUAUUAGGAUGUGGCUGAAACCAUUGGAUGGCCUUCGUGGACAUGUUAUCCAGAAUUAGUACUUGUCCCAUUUUUUGUUUCCUAGCUGGACAUGCUAUGGUUCAAGUGUCGAUGAUGUCUAGUAGUAGUUUGCUAGCUAUAUACCUGCUACUGAUUGAUGCUCUUUUGAUCUCCUGGAAUUAUAUUAUACUAUAUCUAGUGUUCUUGUGGUUCUGUGAAGAUGCAUCACAAACAUCCAGGUCUUUGAAGUUGGCUGAAUCUGUUGCUUUAUCAUAUAUUUGGUCCAUAAAUCUACAUUUCUAUGAGAUCUCUUUCAAUAUUUUUUUGAUAGUCCAGGAAUAAUAGCGACUCUAAUGCUAGUACCUAUGUGUUCACUCUUUUACAGGAGCUCCAGGUCUACGAAAUUUGAAGUUUGAAGCCGUAUACUCAGCGAAGAGUUGUCUCUUAUGUUUGACUGUAAUAGAUUGUAAAUAUUGUAAUAUUGUAACAAUAGGCAUAUUGGGGAUGUAAUAGACUAUGUACAUAUUGUAGUAGACUUAGUGUUAUUUGAUGAACUACAUUUGUACUAUUCUGUCUGAAAUAUUGAUUAUGUAUGUGAUUUGAAAAUGUGUGGAAUGGAAACAUGACUUGUGGGACCCACUUAUGAAAAUAAUCUGAGCAGUUUUGAAAUC
Triticum urartu is the source of this 2194-nucleotide messenger RNA. RefSeq lists its product as uncharacterized. The record is from RefSeq and is a predicted model, not a curated record. NCBI's taxonomy places the organism in Eukaryota, Viridiplantae, Streptophyta, Magnoliopsida, Poales, Poaceae.